AUGUACAACAUACCUCCCAUGAUCCUCAACGGAGAGUUGAAGCUCAAUAUGCCCUGUUCGCAUGACCUGUGGAAGGCCUCCAAUUCAGCACAGUGGCGACGACUUCACCGUGCCCGACAAGGGUUAGAUGUCUCUUUCCCAGAAGCAUUUGCCCGUCUCUUCCUCAGAUCAUCUACAUCCUUCCCUUCCGCUCCUAUAUCCCCCUUGGGCAACUACAUCCUCAUCCAUGCUGUUAUCCAGCAGAUAUUCUUUGCCCGACAGCUAUGCCUGUCAGCCCCAACUAUGAACGGUACCAGUUUAAGGCAGGAUGAUCUCAACGUACUCGAUAACUCUCUGAGUGCUUGGAAAGCCUUGUGGAAACGCACGCCUGAAUCCAGCAUCGACCCUCAGAAUCCUGCCGGUCCCAUUGCUUUUACCUCUACUGCACUCUUGGGGCUGGCAUAUAUUCGACUGCAUGUUGAUCUGGGUCCUUGUCGUCACCUCAUUACCCAGGACCCUGCGCAGAUCGCAGGUGCCCUUAUUGAGUCGCCGCCGAUCGUCCGAAGCCCAAGGUUGAUCAUGGCAUUGCUGCACUCGGCUCAUGCCCUCUCUAUCCCCGUCCGACUAGGAAUUGAUUUCGUCGCAAGGACACACUCGUUCUUCUGGAGUAUCCAACACUCCUUGUGCAGUCUGGAAUGCGCAUUCCUGCUCAGUCGCUGGCUGCUGGCCAUUCCCGCGACACAGCCAGAGCAACGGCUAUCUGAGCACGAGCGCAAACUUCUCUCGUGGAUCAAGAGCAUGAUGGAUGAAACCGACAUGGCUGUUGAUCCACCAGGAGCCCCAGAUCCUGACUUCAUGGCGAACCCAUUCAAGGUUCGCCAGCUCAGUGUUGCCAUUGUCCGUGUCUGGGCCCGGACAUUUAAAGGUAACACUAGCUGGGCCAUUGUUGACUUGGUUGGAUCAAGUCUAGAUGCUUAUGCGGACCUUCUGGAACACUAA
Molecule: messenger RNA, 978 nt
Organism: Penicillium manginii
Lineage: Eukaryota; Fungi; Ascomycota; Eurotiomycetes; Eurotiales; Aspergillaceae
Exons: 1
Coding region: 1-978 (325 amino acids)
Biological process (GO): regulation of transcription by RNA polymerase II
Cellular component (GO): chromatin
Molecular function (GO): RNA polymerase II cis-regulatory region sequence-specific DNA binding; DNA-binding transcription factor activity, RNA polymerase II-specific
Source: RefSeq, a predicted model, not a curated record